CCUCAGUUUCCGGGCUCCAAAUGGUCACCGCCAAAAGAGUCACGACCGCCAGAACUUUGCAAUCCAUUUUGAGUAUAUACGUGUGUGUGGCUUUUGUCUGUCACAGCUAGCUUCCAGAGCUCAGUGUGGCGUCUCAGUUCUCCGCAAAGUGUUAAGACUGGGGACCACAGGGAAACACCCCCCUUUCUUAGGAGGAGGGGAGAAAGGAGGCGGGGGGAGUAAGUGGGAGAGAACGCUCCUCCGACAUCACCGCGACAGAGUUCCUGAAAUGUUCUGGCACUCAGAAGGUCACCUCAGAAGAUUAGGAGAUUGUCUAAAAGAGUUUCAGAGUGAAACUGUCAAGAUGACUUUUCCAUUACCAAGGACGUAUGAAGGUAUAUCUGUGCAAUCUAUGCAAAGAAGUUUGUUGGCCACAUUUGGCACCAUGAGCUUCACUGGAAUGGCUCGGGCUCUUAAUGGAACGAUACUCGACUCAGAAGAUGCAAAAACUAAAGCAGUUAUUUAUGAAGACAAGCUGUUCAAAAUAACACUGUUAACCGUGGCACUGUGUGUUCUGACAAUAACAGGAAUCAUCAUGUGUUUCACACACUACAAACACAGGAGGAAGAGUAAGCAUGCUUUUGUGACCGAUGUGCGGAGUGAGGUACCUAAAGUGGACCUUACAUACGUGAAAAGAACCCAGAGUUUCCGGAAACUGUCCAGGAGACUGGAGGAUCUGAAAGACAACUCUCAUAACUACAACAUCUUCAGCAACCCUAUACACGUGGUACCAGAGGACGACGACAUGGACGCUCAUAAUGCAUCUAUGCACACUCCACUUACACUGGAGGACUACGCCAAAGACCACAAGAGUGGCAUCACUCUAAACCCACCCAUUUUCUACAUGAAGCUGUAGAAC
Molecule: messenger RNA, 898 nt
Organism: Triplophysa dalaica
Lineage: Eukaryota; Metazoa; Chordata; Actinopteri; Cypriniformes; Nemacheilidae
Exons: 6
Coding region: 269-895 (208 amino acids)
Source: RefSeq, a predicted model, not a curated record